Molecule: messenger RNA, 153 nt
Organism: Mycotypha africana
Lineage: Eukaryota; Fungi; Mucoromycota; Mucoromycetes; Mucorales; Mycotyphaceae
Exons: 1
Source: RefSeq, a predicted model, not a curated record
UCAUGGAAAGUCAGUUGGCCGUUCAUUUGUGACAUUCUAUAUGAAUUGGAUUACUUGUUCCAUGGCGCUGAGCCGCCUUGUAUAGAGCCUUUUCUUGGUUCCAACCUAAUACAAUGGUUGACUCCCCAUUUUCCUUCCUCCACCAAUGUUUAA